CACGUGUGUUGCUUUUUCUGUUUUUCUAAAACAGUACAGCAGCUAGCCUAAUCUCACCAUCCAGACACACACAUACACCCUUGAGUGGGGGCCAACAUGUAACGACUUUCUGGUCGUUGAAACAAUGUUUCUAUAUCUUCUCUGGCCUCAGAUCGUUUUCUAUAACAGCUCUGUGUCGCAGCACUCAGGCAGUCCUUUGGGUGUGUACAACAUGUCUGCGGAUUGGGUCGGAUAUGGAUAUGCAGCCCUCAUCGCAUCCGGGGGGGUCAUGGGUUAUGUGAAAGCAGGCAGUGUUCCCUCCCUUGCUGCGGGUCUUCUCUUCGGUGGCCUUGCAGGUUUUGGUGCCUACCAGAUCUCCAAUGACCCCAAAAAUAUUUGGGUGUCCCUAGUUACAUCAGGAGCUCUGACUGGCGUCAUGGGAAAGAGGUUCUAUGGAUCCAGGAAGUUCAUGCCAGCUGGCUUGAUGGCUGGAGCAAGUCUUCUGAUGAUGGGAAAGCUUGGUCUCACAUUGCUCCAGAAACCGCAGGAGUCCUGAAGGAGUCGAGGUUCCAUCUGUUGUUUCAGGAGCUUCCCGUCAGCGUUUGUCACUUACUGUUAAUGUCAUUUUGUAAAAAUGAAAUAUAGUACCUUGUUUAUAUAAUAGGA
Messenger RNA from Anoplopoma fimbria (sablefish), 645 nucleotides. RefSeq names its product transmembrane protein 14Ca (gene tmem14ca). Bases 125 to 535 code for a protein of 136 amino acids. The record is from RefSeq and is a predicted model, not a curated record. The transcript has 5 exons. Gene Ontology annotation, biological process: regulation of heme biosynthetic process. Gene Ontology annotation, cellular component: mitochondrial membrane. NCBI's taxonomy places the organism in Eukaryota, Metazoa, Chordata, Actinopteri, Perciformes, Anoplopomatidae.